Messenger RNA from Ambispora leptoticha, 1341 nucleotides. The record is from the annotation of a GenBank genome assembly. Lineage: Eukaryota; Fungi; Glomeromycota; Glomeromycetes; Archaeosporales; Ambisporaceae.
AUGUCCACAAAGGCAAAAGUUACUACUUCUUCCUCGGAUUUGAAUAUUCAAUUUUAUCAAGGUAAAAUCGAAAAAGCAAUCCAGACAACAAAUGAAGAACUCGAUAAGUGGAAGAAAUUCGAAACGGACCAUUUACAGUUGAAAAGCACAUUGGCCGAGUUAGCAGAAAAACGAGAGUAUAAUAUUAUGCUGGCGUUCAUGCCUGGGAAAUUAAUCCACACCAACGAGGUACUGGCAUUACUUGGUGAUAACUGGUUCACUGAAUGUUCUACCAAACAUGCAGUUGAAAUUGUGAAUAGGAGGUGUGAAUUUGUGAAUCAAAAUAUUAAAAAUCUCGAGACACAAUUGAACGAUCUUAUUAGUCGAUUCAAUAUGACAAGUAAUAUCUUGGAAACUAAUCCUAAUGUGCUUAAUGAAGAAGGGCUACCAUUUGUGGAUAUUGUUGAGCAUGAAGAGGGAGAGGAGGAUGAAGAAUCGAUUACAAAAACACAACAAAAACCUCGGAAAAAAUCAGUUGAUGUAGACCAUUAUAUUAAGAAUAAUAAACUUAAAGAGGUUGUCGAUUGGGAUGCUCUUGAAAAAGAAGAGAGAGAGCAAGAGAGAAAAGAAGAUGAGGAAAAAGCACAGAUUAGCUCUCGUGCAAAAGUUCGUGUUAUUAAUCAAGUCGCGGACUCUGAUGAUGAACUCGAUGAAGAUCAUCAAGAGGAUGAAGAGGAGGAGAAUGAAGAUGAAGAGGGAUUAGAUAAGGAAUUGGAUGCAUUGUUUGAAGAUACAACUUUAUAUAAUACAACCCCUAUAUCUAGUAGUAUUAAAGAGUCAUCAAUAUCACCAACAAUCCUAACACAAUCAUCACAAAUUCAUCCUGUGCAUUCCACAUUAUUAUCAGAUAAUCAAACACCAAAAGAACAAUCGAUCUUUAAAAGAUCAUUAACAGAGAAAAAAAAUCAAACUAUUACAAAAACAUCGUCAUCAGCAAUAACUCCUUUUACUGGAUUACGCGCUCGUGAUGGAAUUGAUAACAAGAAUUCUCGAAUCAGAGAGAACAGUAAUAGAGGUCCAGUAAAGAGUGUGGUUGUUGAAAAGGAACCGACUCAAGAAGAAAGAAAUGAUUUGUUGGAAGACACUGAAGAUGAACUGUUAAUGAAAGAGGUUACCAUAAAUUACUAUGAUAGCAAAAGAAAGUUUCGUGAUUCAUUAACAACAGAAGAUCAAUUUAAGUUAUCGAGUGAUUCAUUAUUGUCGUCGUUGUCAUCACGUCAAGAAACACCGGUUUCUCCCCAAAAACCUUCGCCUUCACCUUCUGAUGCUGCACUUUUACAAGGAAAAUUAUCAGAUAAAUAA